Sinocyclocheilus anshuiensis is the source of this 1013-nucleotide messenger RNA. RefSeq names its product lin-28 homolog B (C. elegans). Lineage: Eukaryota; Metazoa; Chordata; Actinopteri; Cypriniformes; Cyprinidae. The transcript has 3 exons. The coding region runs from base 90 to 851 and encodes 253 amino acids. Gene Ontology annotation, molecular function: zinc ion binding; mRNA binding. Gene Ontology annotation, biological process: pre-miRNA processing. The record is from RefSeq and is a predicted model, not a curated record. Gene Ontology annotation, cellular component: nucleus; cytoplasm.
CCCCCAUAUAUUAAUUGAUUAUAAAGAAACGGGGGAGUCUGUAGUGGUGGUUACGGCCCUGGUUGAAGACACAUCGUUGUAUUGAAUGCAUGUUGUUGAGUAGUAGUUGGGGGAUUUCCCUCAGAAACGCUGCCCACGCAGACCCACGGUCAUUGUGUACACACCUAGAACAAAGUAUAGGCUACAUCUCAAACAUCAGCACACAACAUCAUAGGCUUUUCUCCCUUGACCGCACAGGAGGGCCGCGCAAAGGUGUCGGGUCGCCGCAGAUUCUGGCUGGCUCGGGUUACUGCAAGUGGUUUAAUGUCCGAAUGGGGUUUGGAUUUAUAUCGAUGACCAGCAGCGAGGGGAAGCCAGUGGACCCUCCACUAGAUGUGUUCGUUCACCAAAGUAAGCUGGUGAUGGAGGGCUUCAGGAGCUUACGGGAGGGCGAGCAGGUUGAAUUCACCUUCAAGAGGUCGAGUAAAGGUCUGGAGUCGCUCAGGGUCACGGGGCCGGGCGGGGGCCCAUGCUCGGGCAGUGACCGACGCCCCAAAGGCAAGGCCCCGCCCCUCAAACGCAAACCAAAGGGAGACCGGUGUUACAACUGUGGAGGUCUGGACCACCACGCUAAAGAGUGUGGCCUUCCACCCCAGCCAAAGAAGUGUCACUACUGUCAGAGUGUCACACACAUGGUGGCCCAGUGUCCCCACAAGAGGGCGCUGUCCCCCUCCACGUCUCAGGACCUCCAACGCCCCUCCACCUCCGCUCAGUCCCAGGAAGAGGGGAGCCGGUCGGGCUCGUCAUCCUCUCCGGAGGAAGCAUCUCAACGGGGGAGUCACUCCCAGCGCUGGAGGAAAAGCCGGGACUGAAAGCGACCGAAAGGUUCCUCAUCCAGACGGAGCCCGGACCCGAAAUCAUCUACCUCACAUGGCCGGGUCACCGAGGAGACCCUCCCUCCCUCCCUCCCUUCCCGUGCAGCUAUGGUAUCAGCCGAUGGGGGUCAUGCGUGUACAUGCGUGUUCUCACUGAGC